AUGUUAUGUUUUGAACGCUGCUUUGCGUACGGAACGUUCAUUCCAGCAUUCUGGGACAUUACAACAACAGACAAUGGGUUUACAAUUUAUUGGCAGCAUUGGAGGUGGUGUUUUUGGUGGGCAAACUGAUUAUAUUCAAAGUCCAUCACUUACAACAACGUUAUCCUCAGGAACAAUAGAUUCGACAACAACGAAAUCUCAUGUCCCAGUAUCAAUA
Meloidogyne enterolobii is the source of this 217-nucleotide messenger RNA. NCBI's taxonomy places the organism in Eukaryota, Metazoa, Nematoda, Chromadorea, Rhabditida, Meloidogynidae. The record is from the annotation of a GenBank genome assembly.